AUGUCCUUCGCCAAGCCCGGGACGAAGCCGCCCAAGCCGGUGCCCAUCCGGGGCCGCGGCGCCGCCCGGCGAAAGCCCAGCAAGGAGGACGAGGUGUCCGAGAGGGAGCGACGAUACCUCGAGGAGCUCGGCAAGGAGGUCGACCGCAACACCGCGUAUCUUCAACGCGAGAAGGACGCGCUGGACGUCCUCCAGCGCGAGCGAUCCGCGAACAGCCCCGUUCCAAAGCAGCGCCCGAUGCCCCCCGGCGCGUACCCCAACGCGACGGAGGAGGCCAAUCACGUCGUCGUCGACCCGGCGCAGAUCCCCGGCCUCGGCGGCGGCGGACACGGCGAGCGACGACAUUUCGCCUCACCCAACGACGGCGGCAUCCGCGCGUACCCGUCGUGGGACGAUAACGUCGGCGGAUACACCAUCCCCGCCGGCGGCGUCGCCAAGAUGGCUGCGCUCUCCGAGGAGAUGGACCACCUCGACGCGGCGGAAUACGAGCGACUCGCCGGCGCCGGCGGCGUCGAGACCCUCGCGCCCGACCACGCCGUUCACGCCGCCGCCGUCGCGCACGCCCGCCGCCCGCUCGCGCCCUCGCCCGGCGCCUUCCCCGGCCACCUCCCGGAGAACCCCGACUACUUCAACGUUCGGCGAAUGAAGAGGACGCCCGGUCCGGUGUCCUUCUCCGUCGCGGGGGUGGACCCGGUGGAGUUCUCCAGGGACCCGCGCGCCGCCGCGGAGGCGCGCAUCAGGCAGGAGAAGCGCGACAGACUCCGCGCCGAGCUCGACGAGCAGGUGAGGCUCAAGAAGGAGCGCGAACGCUUGAUUAAGGAGGCGGACGACGCCCGAGAGAAAGCCGAGGUUGGCCGCGUGAGCCACUACGACAGGUGGGGUAAACGGGGCGGCGGCGGUGAACCCCUCGUGGACGACCGCGGGCACCUCAUCGCCGAGCUCAAGGGCGUCGACAUCCGCUCCCCGGCGAACGCGCAGGCGGCGGCGGCGGCGGCGUCCAACGCGAUGAACGAGUCGCUCUCGCCCGGGCGCGUCGCCGAGAUUGUCGGAUACCCCGGCGGGGACCAAAGGGCGCCGAUGGCGGGCGUGCCGCGAAGAGGGGUCAAUCCCGGCGCGGGCGAGUACUCCUCCCCGUUCCGCCGCGCGGGAGGCGGGCCGUCGUCCUUCUAUCUCGGGGGCGAGGUGAACGCGGGCCCGAAUGACCUUGGUAAGGUGACCGGCGCGCAUCACACGGCGGCGGAGCUGUCGAUGGCGGAGGUGAAGCGGCUUCAGCUCAUCAAGGACCUCGACGAGCAGGUUCGGAUCAAGAAGGAGCAGGAGCGCAUCAGAGCGCUCGAGGAGGCCAUCCAGGAGGCCAAGAUCGAGCGUCGCAUACAAGAGACCAUCGAGGAGGAGCGCCGGGUGUUGGCCCUCAAAGAGGCGCAGAUGGCGGCGAUGAACGGCGGCGAAUACGACGAACACGGAGACGUCGGUUUCACCGGCGACGCGGCCGUUACGACCGUUACAACCGCCGGGGGCGGGCGAGUCAUGAACUCCCCGCCGGCGCCGCCCAGACCCCUCACGGGCACCGAGCCGGAGCCGGGGAUGCCCGGCGAGGAUUUCGGAGAUUUCGUCGGCGACGUCGUCCUCGACGACGGGCUCGAGGAUUUCGAACCGCCGCCGCCGGCGUCGGACGAAGCCGUUACGACCGUUACGACCGCCGGGGGCUCGGAAGCCGCCGCCGCCUGUGACGACGACGCGUUCAUUCCCGCGUCCGCGUCACCCGCGCCCGCGCCCAGGCCGUCCAAGGUUAUCCACUCGCCCCCCGCGUCCGUCGACCCCAAGCCAAUCGCCAACCGCCAGCUGGACUUUGGCGACGUUCCGGGCCUCGAGGGGCACGUGCCGUCGAGGGUGGUGCACUCCCCGCCCCCGGGCUCGCCCCCGCCCUCGCCGCCCCGGGCCGACCGCGACCUCGGGUCCCUGCGCUCCUCGAGGCAGUUCGACCGGGACCGGAACUUUGAGAUGGACCGGUAUCACCACCGUUCCAAUCGACCGACGUCGGCGCACACGCCGCAACUUCGCGACAUGGUCGCCGAGUUGGAGGCUGACAAGAGGCGGCUCCAGGAGGAACUCGACGGCAAGCGGCGGCAGCUGCACGAGGCGCAGUGGGAGGCGGCGCACGCGGUCCGGGAGCGGGACCUCGCCGAGCGCGAGCGGGACCUCGAGGCGCAGCUUGCGGCUGUGCGAGCGCAACUGGCGGCGGCUCCUCGCGGAGCCGGGGGGUCCCGGGGGUCUAGCCGCCCCGUCAGCGCCGCGCCGUCGCUCCGCGCGUCCAGGGACAAACCCCCGGUGCGCCUCUCCGCGGAGGGCAUUCGCGAGCCCGUGCGCGUCUCGAUGGACGACUACGAUGCGCCGACCGUUACGAUCGACCGUUACAAUCGACCGUACGCGCCCGCGUCCGCCGCGGACGCGGGUGUGACUGAUUUGAACGCGCUCGAGGAAUUCGUGGUGAGUUCCAAGUUUGUGCGAGCGGACGCGCCGCUCGGGGCUGUGCCCGGCGGCGGGAACGUGAACGUGGUGGCGAAGGGGCACACGGUCCGGCCGUCCGAGCUGGCGCGCGCGAGGAAGAUGGGCGACGUCGGCGCGGGGGCGGCGGCCAAAACCCCGCCGCCGCAGAGGGCGAUUGGUCCGAAUUACACCGUGCCCGACAGGGCUCCUCGCGUCGCGGGGCUUCAGAGGCGCGCGGUGCGCGGCGUGCGGCCCAAGAGGGACGAGAACGAGCCGGUGGGGAAGCCGGUGUGGGGCGCGAACAGGCCAAAGUCCAGGGCGAUUCGCUGGACGUGA
Molecule: messenger RNA, 2823 nt
Organism: Micromonas commoda
Lineage: Eukaryota; Viridiplantae; Chlorophyta; Mamiellophyceae; Mamiellales; Mamiellaceae
Exons: 2
Coding region: 1-2823 (940 amino acids)
Source: RefSeq, a predicted model, not a curated record